AGAUCCUCUUCAACAUCAGCCUUGUUAUUCUUGUCCUCUUCUAUCCACAGCAGAACAUCUUCAAUUGUGAAGGGGUCAGCGGACUCUAACUAAACGGUGUGUACACUUCUGUGGCCGCUCAGUGCCAACCGCUACCCCCUGUCUGAGUCGCUACCUCUGUGCAUGCGGUCGCAAAUCACGCGAUUAAGAAUGCUGGCGCCUCAUGGACACUUUAAAGUUACCACACGAGGGAAAAAUCUCAACUAUCGGUUUUGUGUUUCGUCCAUGGCACUUGUGGGGCUCCCUGAAAGCUGGUGUGCAGCGAACGAGCUUGUAGCGUGUGUUACCCCAGCGUCCUUGCCAGCGGCGCCUGCACUCCACGCCGCAUCAGGUUUUGGCUGAGGCUCCUCAUUCAGGGUAUCUCAAGGUGUCUUCCUCCUUUUUUCUGUUCCCUUCCAGCGAGAGAGCGCAAUUCCCCUGUCGAGGAAGGUGUGACCUUCCUCUCGCAGGCAGCAGCGCCAGGAUGGUGUCCGCUCCAUUCUCUCUACGCGGGCAUGCAGCCCAUGACUGUGUGAGGUUCUUCUUCCUCUGGGCCACCCUUGGCGUUUACGUUUUCCUGUGCUGUUCGGCAUCAUCUGCCCUCGUAUAUGAUGUAAAGCUCUCCGUUCUCUCGGGGCUAGGGGCCGGCACACAACUCGAGGGGAAGCCGCUGGGACGCCUCGCGAUCCGGGAAUACAGCCGUCCAGCGGAGUCCCCAGCACUGAACGCGAAGAGCCAUUUCUCUGGCAGCGCUUCUGCACCAGCAUUUGCUGAAGGUCCGACACGCGCGGUUCGAGCGAACUGGAUUUCCUUUUCCGGCAGCGUGCUUUCGUCGGCUUUGGAGGCGGCUACCCGCGAGCAGCAGAGUGGCGGGACAGAAACGCUGCCCUGGAACAUGUUUCCUUUGCUGUCUCUACGGCUGGAACCCGUCGUGACGCAGGAAGAAAAAAACCAACAAAAUAGGCUCAUUCCAGCUCUCGAAGUAUCCGCCCCUGUUUCCUUCCUAGUGAACGCUGACAGGCCCGGGUCGCCGUCAGCAGUCUGUCGCACUGAGACCCCGUUCCUGCUUUCUCUCCACGUCUCGCCUUCCCUCGUUCCCUUCUCUGCUUCGAUUCGACGCCUCCCAGAAAGCACGAGCGACCAGGUAUCUGCGACAAGUGAACCUGCCCGGAGUGUAGAUCGAGGCUCCGACGAGAAGGCGGUUUCCGACCGCAUCGUGCUCACGUGUCCGGAGGUGACUCCGACUGCAGCGGGGCAGAACAGGGAGCUGUCUACCGGUAGAGCGCCUGCGCUGCAAGUGGUUUUGCCGCCGGCAAAAGCUGGCAAAGAGGCGCUCAUCGUCCCCGUCUACUUUCCCGGCGAGAGCCAGCACCGGGCCGGCGCCGCGGGCGCUCCGAUCCAAGGAGGCCAAGGCGAGAAGGAGGAUGAACAGCCGUCGUUCUGGAGACGGAACUGGUGGCUGAUUUUGUGUGUUCUCGUCAUGGCAAGUCUCAUGGGAGGCGACUCUGGCGGAGCCGCGCCUCAGAACGGGCAGGGCGCUCCGGCCACGGCUUCCUCGAACCCCAGUCAGCGACCUCGAGAGGGGGUGGACAGAAGAAGGUAG
Messenger RNA from Toxoplasma gondii ME49, 1621 nucleotides. RefSeq lists its product as hypothetical. The coding region runs from base 503 to 1621 and encodes 372 amino acids. The transcript has a single exon. NCBI's taxonomy places the organism in Eukaryota, Apicomplexa, Conoidasida, Eucoccidiorida, Sarcocystidae. The record is from RefSeq and is a predicted model, not a curated record.